GUAAACGGUUUCAGUAAUACACCCCUAAAGAAGAACGCGACUUUUUUUUACUGACGCUGUGGGACGUGAUAUUGCGGAAGAUACACACACACACACGCCACAAAUGAACUCUGGCCUACACACACAGCAAAGCACGUUGGUGGGUGUGAUAACUGCGGGCUGAAGUCUACAGCGGCGCUUGCCUGUCAGUGCCAGUGACGUGGAGAGGCAGAAGUCAAGCAACUCUUCUGAUUUCUCCUGACAAUAGAAGAUUCGAAAUAGGUAUUUAUUUUCGACUUGGCAUUGUGGGAAACCUUUAAAAGUGGACCUUAUUGCGCCAGCGAACGAAGCACGUGGCUUCACAGGGAGAGGGGAAAAUGCAAAAAAGCUUGUCAGUGUAUGACAGUGAUGGCUCAACAUUUGCACCUCUGGUGGUCAUCGAGUUGGUUUCGGAAACCAAAGAGGAAGCCAUCGCAUGGUUACUAAAGAGGGUCAGAGACAAGCAGCAAGAUGGAGGGGCUGAGCUGCUGGUGGAGCAGCUGACUCCAGGGGCUCAGGGCACGGAGAAGGACAACCCCAAUGUGUAUGUGGUGGGGGCCUCCUGGCAAAGGCUUCUAUACGGAGCUGAGGACGUGGGCCUCUUCAAGGAGUUCAACGACGGCUCCAUGAGAGGCUUCACGUAUGCCAACAAGCACAACUUCAAAGAGUUCCAAGGUGAUGGGGAUGGUUUUCUGAGCAUGGCAGAGUGUCAAUACAUCAUAAAACAUGAACUGGACAACCUGAGGGCCAAGGAUGAGGCCCACGUGCCUGGAUAUCCGAAGAUGAAACUGUAUCCAGGGAAGUCAGUCAUACGCAGAAUGCAAUCAAAGGGGAUCCUUGUCCAAGUUUUCCCUCUGCAUGAGAAGGAGGAACUCAAAAGGCUUUCCUUUUCCUGGUUCAAAAUCAAGUUGUCCUUCCAGCCUCUUGAUGACAUCAGGCACUACUUUGGUGAGGGUAUGGCACUCUACUUUGGUUUCCUGGAGUAUUUCACCUUGGCCCUGAUCCCCAUGGCCCUCAUAGGCAUACCAUACUACCUCUUCGACUGGGAGAACUACGACAAGUUCACGGUGUUCGCCGGCUUCAACCUGGUGUGGUGCACGGUGAUCCUGGAGUUGUGGAAGCGCCUCAGCGCUUCGCUGGCGUACGGAUGGGGCACCCUGAGCAGGAAGAAAGCCUUCGAGGAGCCGAGGCCGGGCUUCCACGGCGUCUUGGGCGUCAACCCCGUCACGGGGCGGGCGGAGCCACUCUACUCAAACGCCAAGCGUCAGCUGAGGAUCUACCUGGUGUCUGUUCCCUUUGUGCUGCUGUGCCUCUACCUGUCUCUGUAUGUCAUGAUGAUCUACUUUGACAUGGAGGGCUGGGCCUUGAUGAUCCAUGAUGAGGAGCCUACCUUCUGGACAGGACUGCUACUUUUUAUCCCCAGUAUUAUCUACGCUGUGGUUAUAGAGAUCAUGAACCUCAUAUACCGCUAUGCUGCAGAGUUCCUCACUGGCUGGGAAAACCACAGGCUUGAGUCAACAUUUCAAAAUCAUCUGGUCCUUAAAGUACUGGUGUUCAACUUCUUCAACUGUUUUGCCUCCCUAUUCUACAUUGCCUUUGUGAUGCAGGAUAUGGUGCUUCUCAGACAGAGUCUGGCCACGCUGCUGAUAACGUCUCAGAUCCUGAACCAGAUCAUGGAGGCCUUCCUGCCCUACUGGCUCCAGAGGAGGAGAAACAAGAAGGCCCAUAAGAGGAUGAUAAAAACCAUGGAAGACAAGGAGCUGCCCCUCUCUGAGCAGGUCAAGCUGGAGGCAGACAUGAGCACCUACCUGGGAACAUUUGAUGACUACCUGGAGCUGUUCCUGCUGUUUGGCUAUGUCAGUCUGUUCUCCUGUGUCUACCCUCUGGCCGCGGUGCUGGUGGUGCUCAACAACGUCACAGAGGUCUACUCGGAUGCCUUCAAGAUGUGCAAGGUGUUCAAAAGACCCUUCUCUGAGCCUGCAGCCAAUAUAGGGGUGUGGCAGCUUGCCUUUGAGGCCAUGAGUGUGAUCGCCGUGGUGACCAACUGUGCCUUGAUUGGCAUGUCCCCCCAAGUCAAGUCCUACUUCCCAGAGUCAGAGACACAGCUCAUAAUGUGGGUGGUGGGCUUCGAGCACUUCCUCUUGGCCUCCAAGUUCAUCCUGGCCUUUGUGAUCCCAGAUGUCCCCAAACACAUCCAGAUCAAACUGUCACGUCUGGAGUUUGAGUCCCUGGAGGCUCUGAAGAAAAGGAAAAUGCUGGAGGCCUCGGGGAUCCCAAAGACUGAUAAGUGAUGAGAAGAGAAGAGGCCGAUGGUUCAGAUACUGACAAGAUGAAGAUGGGCUAAACUCCAGAUGGAACAUGCCCUUCCAAAGGAGAAAGAUUCACAUAGACUGUUUUCUUUCUUUCUCAAUUAGCUCAAAGCUUAUUUAUGCAUAAAAUAUCCAAAAGUAAUUUUCUUUUUAUAUAUAUAAACGGUUGGUUGUUAAACCUGGUUUGAUGCUCUUAACCUCUGCACUGUUGCCAGGUCUUUCUGUUUGUUUUUCUGAGUGUAGUGUAUUACCUGCAGAUGUCUAGAGAACAUUACUGUUUUUCUGAGUGUAGUGUAUUACCUGCAGAUGUCUAGAGAACAUUACUGUUUUUCUGAGUGUAGUGUAUUACCUGCAGAUGUCUAGAGAACAUUACUGUUUUUCUGAGUGUAGUGUAUUACCUGCAGAUGUCUAGAGAACAUUACUGUUUUUCUGAGUGUAGUGUAUUACCUGCAGAUGUCUAGAGAACAUUACUGGAUGUGAUUAAAACAAUCAUGAAGACUAA
Molecule: messenger RNA, 2829 nt
Organism: Oncorhynchus keta (chum salmon)
Lineage: Eukaryota; Metazoa; Chordata; Actinopteri; Salmoniformes; Salmonidae
Product: anoctamin-10-like
Biological process (GO): chloride transmembrane transport
Cellular component (GO): plasma membrane
Molecular function (GO): chloride channel activity
Source: RefSeq, a predicted model, not a curated record